Diceros bicornis minor is the source of this 2448-nucleotide messenger RNA. RefSeq names its product solute carrier family 46 member 2 (gene SLC46A2). Gene Ontology annotation, molecular function: transmembrane transporter activity. The coding region runs from base 133 to 1560 and encodes 475 amino acids. Gene Ontology annotation, biological process: transmembrane transport. The transcript has 4 exons. The record is from RefSeq and is a predicted model, not a curated record. Gene Ontology annotation, cellular component: membrane. NCBI's taxonomy places the organism in Eukaryota, Metazoa, Chordata, Mammalia, Perissodactyla, Rhinocerotidae.
GCUCGGCUCGUGUCUCUCCUGCGCGCACCAGGGCGCACGGCACACUCGCGCUCUCGGACCGAGCCCGGGUCCUCCGGAGCAGCUGCCAGCGAACAAGCCCCUCCACCCCCCCCCCCCCAGCAGCGAGACCACAUGAGCCCCGAGGCCACCUGCCCGAGGAGGUGCCCCUGGCCUCGUCUCCAGGUGUGGACCUGGGUCGAGCCCGUGGUGGCCUCCACCCAGGUAGCCGCCUCCCUCUACGACGCGGGGCUGCUCCUCGUGGUGAAGGCGUCGUUCGGAGCCGGGGCCGCCUCCAAUCACAGCGCCAGCCCGUCGCCCCGGGGGGCUCCGGAGGACGAACAGCAGAGGGCCAUCUCCAAUUUCUACAUCAUCUACAACCUCGUGGUGGGCUUGACGCCCCUGCUGACGGCCUACGGGCUGGGCUGGCUCAGCGACCGCUACCACCGCAAGAUCUCCAUCUGCGUGUCCCUGCUGGGCUUCGUGCUCUCCCGCCUGGGGCUGCUGCUCAAGUUGCUGCUGGACUGGCCCGUGGAGGUGCUGUACGGGGCGGCGGCGCUGAGCGGGCUGUGCGGCGGCUUCUCGGCGUUCUGGUCGGGGGUCAUGUCCCUGGGAUCCCUCGGCUGCUCCGAGGGCCGCCGCUCCGUGCGCCUCAUCCUUAUUGACCUGAUCCUGGGCUUGGCGGGAUUCUGCGGGAGCAUGGCCUCUGGACAUCUCUUCAAGCAGAUGGUUGGGGGCUCCAGGCAGGGUCUGGUGCUGACAGCCUGCAGCGUGAGCUGUGCCGCUUGUGCCCUUUUGUACAGCCUCUUGGUCCUGAGGGUCCCCGAGUCCAUGGCCAAGCACAGCAAGGCACCCCCUGCCGUGGAUACUGUGUCUGGCACGGUUGGCACAUACCGCACCCUGGACCCUGAUGAGCUGGACAAGCCGAGUGUGGUGGAGCACCCUCCAUCUCCUGGGAAAGCAAAGCCCCCAAAAACCAUCAUUGCCUUGCUCUUUGUGGGUGCCAUUCUAUAUGACCUGGCAGUGACGGGCACAGUGGACGUGAUACCCCUUUUUGUGCUGAGGGAGCCUCUCAGUUGGAACCAAGUGCAGCUGGGCUAUGGUAUGGCUGCAGGGUACACCAUCUUCAUCACCAGCUUCCUGGGCGUCCUGGUCUUCUCCCGCUGCUUCCGGGACACCACCAUGAUCAUGAUUGGGAUGGUCUCCUUUGGGUCAGGAGCCCUCCUCUUGGCUUUUGUGAAAGAGACAUACAUGUUCUAUAUUGCUCGAGCCAUCAUGCUGUUCGCUCUCAUCCCCAUUACAACCAUCAGAUCAGCAAUGUCUAAACUCAUAAAGGGCUCCUCCUAUGGAAAGGUGUUCGUCAUCCUGCAGCUGUCGCUGACUCUGACCGGGGUGCUGACAUCCACGAUGUACAACAAGAUCUAUCAGCUCACUAUGGACAAGUUUGUCGGCACCUGCUUUGCUCUCUCCUCCUUUUUGUCCUUCCUGGCCAUGGUCCCAAUUGGCAUCGUGGCCUAUAAACAAGCCUCGCAGUUGCAAUAUGGAGACAUCACAGAGACAUGAAGGUGCUGACUUGCGGGAGCUGAAAACCCCAGCAAUGACCGGGACCAGCAACUGGUGACCAAGACAGCCCAGCCCACUGCCCAAGAAACCCAAGUUCCAGCCCGAGUCAGCCUCAGAAUGACCCGCUCUGGCUCAGGGGUCCCUGGUGGGUAGAGAAAAGCACUUUCUUGGUGAUGGAAGAACUUUCUCAGCUUUCAGACAUCCCUGUUAGGCAGAAGUUAGGUUCUGUGGGCAAUGGAGUAUGAACUGUCAAGGGUUAUACACUGCCAUACCGGAUGCUAUAAAGGGCUUCAGACAGCAGCCCUUUCCUUCCAGGCACUGUCUCAGGGCUCCAAGGUAUGGCUGACUAGUCACCUGGGUGCUGUGCUAGGAGUCCCCUGUGAGAACUCAAACCAAGGCACACAUUUUCCACAGCCUGAGGGGAAUGAGGAAGGGAUGUUUUGUAAGAACUGCCAACUGUGAACAUCAGUCAAGACUUUUUAAAUUAAAAUAAAACCUUGGAAAAAAGUUACCUUUCUUCCCUGAGGCCUUGUGAGCUGUGAACACUCAGGAGAGAUUUGGAGCUCACGCUCUUGGCUUCAGGGUAGUUUUGUUGUCAUUGUUACUGUUGUUUUUAAAGAGCAAAUAUCAAAACCUUUUCUUUAGUGGAAUAUUAAAUUGAAUACUUUCAGUCAAUAAUACUUCCCAAAGUGAAUGGUGUGAGCGAAGAGGGAAGAGGAGAUAUGUGAAGAGCCAUUUUAUUUUGAGGUACUUAUUUUUAUAGCCUAUUUUACUUACAUGUAUAAAAGCAGAAUCACCUCCUAAAUAAAUCAACAUUCGUAGUAUGUGUGUGAAUCAUUCUUUCCCAGGUCAGAUUCGCUCCAUAACUACAGACAUGGCAUUCUUAUA